UAAGCACAGUACGAACGGGUACAAACUUAGUACAAUCGAUGGAAUUAGUUCAUUUUACGAAAAGCAAUUACCGUUUGGCUGUCUACCUCAUCGUAGUUAGGGGGUAGUAGUGGUCGAACAGCCGAUUGAGAGGAGCCUUGACGUCAGUUUGGAACGAUAAACGAGUUUGUUGAUGACCGGACUCUAAUAUGGAAAUUGAAUUGUAUUUUAUUUUACUCAUUCCACUGUUUUCGGCACUUGUGGGGAUAUUAUGUCUGAGAAAAAAGGGGAACACGAAGAGUGUUUGCAUUGUUGUCCUGGGAGAUAUCGGAAGGAGUCCCAGAAUGCAGUAUCAUGGCAUUUCCUUCUUGAAGGAAGGAUUCAAUGUUGACAUCGUUGGUUAUGCCGGAUCACAACCGUUGGAGGAUCUUCAGAAGCAUCAGAAUGUGAGAAUUAGGUACCUGAAACCAGUGCCGAUGUGGAAUGAUCGGUUACCCAAAUUAUUGUCAUACAUAUUCAAAACACUUUGGCAGAGUGCAACCCUCAUCUUCGAGCUUUUCAAAAAUGUCCGGUCGAGGUACCUGAUGAUUCAGAAUCCUCCAGCAAUUCCCACAAUUCCCAUCUGCUGGCUAUUUUGUCGAUUAAGCGCCACUCGUUUUGUGAUCGAUUGGCAUAAUUACGCUCAUACAAUUAUGGCGUUAUCAAUUGGGCAAGAGAAUUUCCUCGUCAAAAUAACGAUGUUUAUCGAGGGCUUCUUUGGUGCUAGAGCCGAUCACAAUUAUUGUGUUACGAAAGCUAUGAAGGAAGAUCUCAAGCAGAAGUGGAAAAUAACAGCCACGGUUCUGUACGAUCGACCUCCUGAGGAAUUCAAGUCUAUUGACUUGAUAGGGAAGCAUAAUUUGCUGAUUAAACUGGGUAAAAAAUAUGAGACGUUUAGAGGGAAAGAGGAAGGAACUACUGUUUUAACUGAGGUGACACCUUCUGAAGAGAUCAGACUGAGGAGAAAUAGACCAGCGCUCGUUGUUUCCAGCACCAGCUGGACUGAGGAUGAAGACUUUUCGAUUUUGUUUCAAGCACUAGCAGAGUACGAAAUUGCCUGUUGCUCCGACAAUUCAAAUUUACCAGAUAUGAUCUGUGUCAUCACUGGUAAAGGCCCUCUCAAAACAUUCUGGGAUGCAAUAAUAGAUUUGAGAAAGUGGAAGCACGUGAGAAUCGUCACUCCUUGGUUGGAGAAUAAGGAUUACCCCAAGUUAUUAGCUAGUGCUGAUCUAGGUGUAUGUCUUCACACAUCUUCCAGUGGCCUCGAUUUACCAAUGAAGGUCGUGGAUAUGUUUGGUUGUGGCCUGCCAGUAUGUGCUUACAAUUACAAAUGUUUGAAUGAACUCGUUAAGCAUGAGGAGAACAGCCUCGUUUUUACUGACUACGAUGAUCUUUCUCAACAACUAAUCUACUGGUUCACUAAAUUUCCAAACCACAUUGAACAACUCGAGAGAGAAUCUAAAUUCCGAAACGAACUGAAAUCAUUUCAACAGAUGAGAUGGCACGGUAAUUGGUCGACGUUGUUUGUAAAUGAACGUCCUAUCAUUGGAAUUUUAACCCAAGAGCUCAGCUACCGUAUGGCUAAGAUCUACGGUGAUGAAAAAUUCGACAGUUAUCUAGCUGCCUCGUACGUUAAAUACGUAGAAAGUGCUGGGGCACGUGCCGUUCCAAUAUGGAUUGGCCAGCCAACCUCAUAUUAUGAAGCCAUGCUUAACAGCAUCAAUGGAAUUCUUCUUCCCGGCGGGAGUUCCAACUUCGGUAUACCUGGGGGAUAUUCGGAAGCAGGUCAGAUAAUUUACAGAAUCGCCACCGAGAUGAAUGAUCAUGAUGAUUAUUUUCCAAUAUGGGGCACGUGUUUAGGUUUUGAAUUACUGACCUACCUCGCCGCUAAAGGCACCGACCAACGAACUAACUGUUCGAGUAGUAAUCAAAUAUUGCCAUUGAUUUUCAAACCCGGUUUCAUGGAGAGCCGAAUGUUUGAAAAUGCUCCCAGCGAUGUCAUCGAUAUUCUAAAAAAGGAAAAAGUCACAGCUAAUUUUCAUCGGUACUGCGUAACCGAGGAGGAUUUGGCGAGGGCGGGCCUGACGAGCUCGAUCCGAGUUUUGUCGGUAAACCGAGACUGGAACGGGUUAGAAUUUGUCUCGUCACUGGAACAUGUGAGCUACCCAUUUUAUGGAGUUCAGUUUCAUCCUGAGAAGAAUAUGUAUGAAUGGCUGUCGAGACUCACAAUUCCUCACGGGAGGAAUGCCAUUCGGGUCAGUCAGUAUUUUGCUGAUUUUUUGGUGGCUGAAGCGCGAAAAAGUCAGCACCGUUUUCAAUCACUCGAGGAGGAAAGUAAACACCUCAUUUAUAAUUACAUUCCUGAAUACACGGGUCUUCAGCCGAAAUCCUCAUUCGAGCAGAUUUAUUUAUUCAAGAAGAAGCCGCACGGAACCAACAACACGCGCAUUCAUUAGUCAACUAAAUUUUUCUGUGAUAAUAUUCUUGACAAUUCGUCACAACUCUGAUUAUUCGAUUAGAUAAUUAUAACUUCGGAGUUACUAUCGCUGAUAUUAUCAGCUGCCUAACGUACCGCUUUUAUUCUGUAAGAUUUAUUAUUUUCAGAGAUUAUCUAUUGACACAUAGACUUGCGUAAAUAGAACUUACGAAUAAGCGGAGGAGACCAUAAAAAGUUUGGAAUAAAAUUCAUAUUGUGAUAUCGGGA
Molecule: messenger RNA, 2722 nt
Organism: Diachasmimorpha longicaudata
Lineage: Eukaryota; Metazoa; Arthropoda; Insecta; Hymenoptera; Braconidae
Product: chitobiosyldiphosphodolichol beta-mannosyltransferase-like
Exons: 15
Coding region: 189-2474 (761 amino acids)
Cellular component (GO): endoplasmic reticulum
Molecular function (GO): mannosyltransferase activity; omega peptidase activity
Source: RefSeq, a predicted model, not a curated record